This is a messenger RNA of Manduca sexta (tobacco hornworm), 3654 nucleotides long. RefSeq names its product probable splicing factor, arginine/serine-rich 7 (gene Srp54). The transcript has 5 exons. Bases 152 to 2641 code for a protein of 829 amino acids. Lineage: Eukaryota; Metazoa; Arthropoda; Insecta; Lepidoptera; Sphingidae. The record is from RefSeq and is a predicted model, not a curated record. Gene Ontology annotation, cellular component: nucleoplasm. Gene Ontology annotation, molecular function: RNA binding.
AAUAUGACAAAUGUCGUCUUUGCGUCCAAAUGCCGUUUCGAGAAAGUGCUUUUGGUUAUAAUUGUAACUUUUGCAAAAUGUAGUUAUUUUUUUUCAUCGAAUAGUUAUUUUAUUUAUUUCACAUGUAUAAGUAACAUUCAAUCCGAUAUCGAUGUGCAAAUCAUCGAAAAUGGUGUCCGGUAGUACAAGGGUGAUACAAGUCACCAACAUCGCACCACAAGCGACAAAAGAUCAAAUGCAGACGCUUUUUGGCUACUUGGGUAAAAUUGAUGACAUUAGAUUAUAUCCGACGAUUAGAGACGUGUCGUGCCCGGUACAGUCGCGGAUAUGUUACGUGAAAUACUACGAUUCUGCGACAGUGAAUGUGGCGCAGCAUAUGACCAACACGGUGUUCAUAGACCGGGCGUUGAUCGUGAUCCCGGUGCAGUCGGGUGAGAUACCGGAUGAGCACAGAGCGCUAGAGAUGUCUAGCAAUGGGACGCUGGUCCCUGGUUUGAGCACGGUAGAGCCGCGUUUACCGGCACAUGUCAUAAACACUCUAGACGGUGUCCCGCCAAAUCAAGUAAUCCAGUCUCAUGACCCUAAAAUGGCGGCAGCCGGCGUGCCCGGUUACCCUCCCGUGCCAGCGGCAUAUGACUCCAGGAAAAUAGAAGAGAUCAGAAGAACACUUUUGAUUGCUGAUGUGGGGUCCCUAACGUCUCAACAACUUAUAGACCACUUCUGCCAAGCUGGGGAGGUUAAGUAUUUACGAUUCUGUAACCGAGAAGUGGAUACAUAUAAAUAUGCUCUAAUUGAAAUGUCUGAACAAGAGAGCCUGGUGAAAGCACUGCAGUUGAAUGGUUCCGUUAUUGAUGGACAAAUCAUUAAGGUGCUUCAUGCCACUCAAGCUAUUUGCAAGCCACAGACCAAAAGCAAUGAGGCAGCACAGCGAGAAAUAGAAGAGGCCAUGUGCCGAGUGAAGGAAGCCCAGAAUCUUAUUUCUGCAGCUAUUGAUCCAGUUAUUGGAUUACUUUCAAAGGACAAGAGGAGGACUCGGUCCCGAUCGCGUUCGCGCCGCCGCUCUCGCUCUCGGUCGCGGCGCUCGCGCUCUCGUCACAGGAGCAAGCGGUCCCGUUCCCGCUCCAGGCACCGCUCCCGACGUUCCCGCUCGCGGCACAGGCAUCGCACUAGGUCGCGGUCUCGACAUCGCAGCACACGUCGUUCACGCUCCCGGUCGCGCCAUCGGAGUUCGCGUUCUAAACGCGACCGUUCCCGAGACAAAGACCGCGAUAAGGAGCGCGACAAGGAUCGUGAUAAAGACAAGGAUCGCGAGAAAGACCGUGAUAAGGAUAAAGACCGGGAUCGUGAUCGCAAGGAGAAGAGCUCUAAAGACAAGGAUAAGGAUAAAAAAGAAAAGUCCAAAAGUCCACCCAAAGAGAUUGAGAAGAAUGAUAAAGAAGAAACUAAAGUAGAUAACGUUGAAUCAAACGGUACCGGCUCUGAAGAAAAGUCUAAAGCCUCGACCCCAGUGGACGAUAAAGAAAAGGAACCUGAAAAGGAAAAGGAAAAAGAGAAGGAGAGGUCGCCGUCUAAGUCGUCAAAGAGGGAACGCUCAAAGUCGCGCGAACGUAAGAGGGAUCGCUCCAGGUCGCGGCGCCGGUCUCGAUCGCGCUCACGGAGAAAGCGCUCUCGUUCGCGAAGAAAAUCACGAUCCAGGGAACGGAAGAAGUCCCGUUCGAGAGACAGAAAGAGGUCUAGAUCGAGGAAACGCUCAAGAUCUAGAGACCGCAAAAGAUCUAGGUCUAGAGAUAGGAAACGCACUAGGGACAGAUCAAGAGGCAGGUCUAGAGAUCGUUCGAGGGACAGAUCAAGAGGCAGGUCUAGAGAUCGUUCGAGGGGCAGAUCCAGAGGCAAGUCUAGAGAUCGUUCGAGGGGCAGAUCCAGAGACAAGUCUAGAGAUCGUUCGAGGGGCAGAUCCAGAAACAAGUCUAGAGAUCGUUCGAGGGGCAGAUCCAGAGGCAGGUCUAGAGAUCGUUCGAGGGGCAGAUCCAGAGGCAAGUCUAGAGAUCGUUCGAGGGGCAGAUCCAGAGGCAAGUCUGGAGAUCGUUCGAGGGGCAGAUCCAGAAACAAGUCUAGAGAUCGUUCGAGGGGCAAAUCCAGAGGCAAGUCUAGAGAUCGUUCGAGGGGCAGAUCCAGAGGCAAGUCUAGAGAUCGUUCGAGGGGCAGAUCCAGAGGCAGGUCUAGAGAUCGUUCGAGGGACAAAUCAAGAGGCAGGUCUAGAGAUCGUUCGAGGGGCAGAUCCAGAGGCAAGUCUAGAGAUCGUUCGAGGGGCAGAUCCAGAGGCAAGUCUGGAGAUCGUUCGAGGGGCAGAUCCAGAGGCAAGUCUAGAGAUCGUUCGAGGGGCAGAUCCAGAGGCAAGUCUAGAGAUCGUUCGAGGGGCAGAUCCAGAGGCAAGUCUGGAGAUCGUUCGAGGGGCAGAUCCAGAGGCAAGUCUGGAGAUCGUUCGAGGGGCAGAUCCAGAGGCAAGUCUGGAGAUCGUUCGAGGGGCAAAUCCAGAGGCAAGUCUAGAGAUCGUUCGAGGGGCAGAUCCAGAGGCAGGUCUAGAGAUCGUUCGAGGGGCAAAUCCAGAAGCAAGUUAAGAGAUUCUUCGAGAAACAGUUAAGAAGAAAGUUUAGGCGUGAUACUGAGCAUAUAUCUACACCGCAAAACACAGUACCGUAGCUACAGUUCAAUCCCGAUAGCUCAGUGUCACAGACAAACCACACAAUGCCUUCAUUGAAUAGCAUGUAUAAAUACAAUAUGAAAAUUUAAAACGGUAAAUUUUGGACUACUAAUCAUUAUUAAUUAACUAGGUAUAUAAUAUCGCCCUCGAGUUUGCAUUUUUUGACCUAAUUAGCCAUAUUUAUCAUAAAGCAAAUCUUUUUAAGCCGUGCAAGUGUGUGUGUGUGUGUGUGUGUGUCUCUACAAAUGCAUUUUUUGACGUAAGUAAAAACAAUCCAACAGCUGAGAAAAAUGUUAAUAUUCGCAUAAAGGCCAACGACGUGUAACUGCUGAUAAGAGCUUGUAAUCCAUACUUACACAAUGACAAAUAGCGUUAUUUAUUUCGACGUAAUUGAAAUUCAAGUAAGAAGAAAUGCCUUGUAUAGCGUUAAAACAAUUUAUCUUUUUAUUGUUUCAUUCUAAAAUAUAUUCCAGGGAAAUGUGACGAUUGCCGCGUAUAUACAUUUUUUUAUUCCGGGCAGACUGAAAAUCCAGUCAACAAUUCACUUGAUUAGUGUGGACAGACUUGCAGAGAUUAUCUCUGAAGCAUUUUACGCAGAAGAUAUAUUUGAAUCGACAAGAAGAUGGCUUCAACAAGGUGAAUCGCCUUAUCCUGGAUAUUGCAGAGCCCCAGGAAGUGGCCAGUGCGUGCCAUUAUUAUGUAAUUGUGAGAAGUUAAUACAAAUAUGGAAUAAAGUUAAAUUUACACAGGAGAUGCUGAGGAAUAGAAACGUGAAAACGUAAUGUUAUUUUAAAAUGUGUGGUAUAUUUUUUUAAUGCGGAAUAAGUUAUAUUCUCUUUUUGCAAUCUAUUGAUAAAAUUACAUGCUAAGGAAUUUUAAUUAAAUAUCACUAAUAAUUAUUUUAAAAAGCGUGUGGUAUGUAAUAAAUAGAUAAUUAUUACAAAUAAAAACAA